AUGGCAUGUUUUAUUGUUCCAGGGUGCAACUGUUCGGCAGCGGGCGCGGAGGGCAACGCAUGCGACAUCCGCAGCGGGCAGUGCCGCUGCCGCCCGCACGUCACCGGCCGCGCCUGCGACACCUGCGAGGAAGGCUACUGGGGUCUGGAGCUGGGCGGGUGCCGGCGGUGCGCGUGCGGCGCGGGCGCGGCGGCGUGCGACCCGGUGAGCGGCGCGUGCGCGUGCGCGGCCGGCGUGGGCGGCGCGCGCUGCGACACCUGCCUGCCCGGGUACUACGGCUUCGGGCCCACGGGAUGCCUGCAGUGCCCCGCAUGUCCGGAGGGGCGCGUGUGCUCGGCGGCGACGGGGCGGUGCGUGUGCGCGGGGCGGGCGCGCGGGCCCAACUGCACGCUGUGCGCGCGCGGCUACUGGCGGCGCGGACACGCCUGCGUGCCCUGCGCGUGCGGGCCUGGCGCUGUGUCGGACACGUGCGACGCGGUGACCGGUCAGUGCCGCUGCCGCGCGGGGUGGGCGGGGCUGGCGUGCGAGGGCUGCGCCCCCGGACACUUCGGGCCGCGCUGCCGACCCUGCAACUGUGUCCCCGCCGGCACGCGCGGCUGCAAGGACGGCGUCUGCCCUUGCGACCAGGCUGGCCAGUGCCUCUGCAAGGAGAACGUGGUGGGUGAGAAGUGCGACUCGUGCCUGGAGGGGACGUUCGGUCUGGCGGAGGACAACCCGGCGGGCUGCACGGCAUGCUUCUGCUUCGGGCGGAGCGCGCGCUGCACGCAGGCCGACGUCACGCGCGCCGCGCUGCACGCCUCCGCGCCCGUCCACCUCAAGCUGCUGCGAGGAGAAGCCGUCACCACAGUGGAGGCGGAGUCUCAGCUGGCGGUGCAGGCGCGGUCGCCGGACGCGACGAUCGCGGUGCCGCGGCCGGCCGUGCCCGUGUACGUGGAGCUGGGCGAGCUGUUCCUGGGCGACCACCUGCUGUCCUACGGCGGCGCCCUGCGCUUCCGCGUCGAGGAGGAGGGCGGCGAGCCCCUGCCUGGUCACACGCUCAUGAAGUUCCCUCUAGUCAGUAUAUACGGAGCUCACCUCAUUUUGGAUUACUACCAGCGCGUGCCAGCAGUGAACGGCACGCACGCGGUGCGUCUGCACGAGUCGCUGUGGACGGUGCGCGGCCGAGGCGCGGGCGCCUCUCGCAGCGCGCUCAUGCUGGUGCUGCAGGACGUGCGGCGCGUGCUGCUGCGAGCCAGCACACGCGCGCCCGCCCGCGCCGACCCCGUGCACGUGCUGCUGCUGUCGGCGUCGCUGGAGACGGCGGUGGCGGGCGUGGCGCGCGGCGCGGCCGCCCCCGGCGUCGAGCGCUGCGACUGUCCGCGCGGCUACGACGCCGCCUCGUGCCAGCUGCCCGCCGUGGGCUUCUGGAUGCCGAGCAGCUCCCCCCGCGUUAUGCACGUGUCCGGCACUGUCGUCAUCCGCCUCGACGGCGCCGCCGAACCCUGCAACUGCCGUGGUCGCGCCUCCGCCUGCCACCCUAACACAGGACACUGCAUGAACUGCAGCAACAACACCGCCGGCCCGCAGUGCGAGCGCUGCGCGGACGGCUACUACGGCAGCCCGGAGAGCGGCUGUGCGCCGUGCCCCUGCCCCGGCCCGCAGCGCAGCCACGCCGCCGCCUGCGCCGUCAGCGGCUCACGAGUGCACUGCUUCUGUAAACCCGGCUACACGGGUGCGGCGUGCGAGUCGUGCGCGGCGGGGUGGCGCUGGUCAGGGGAUAGCUGCGUGGCGUGCGCGUGCGACCCCCGCGGCGCACUCGACUCGCGCUGCGACGGCGGCGCGCACUGCCGCUGCCGCCCGCACGCCACCGGCGAUCGCUGCCAGCUGUGCACGCGCCCGCGACACUACCUCGACGACGACGGCUGCAAACCUUGCGACAAUUGCACACAAACGCUUCUCGAUUACGUGGGGGAGGUGAACGGUGACAUGAGGCGGCGCGUCGACAUUGCGGAGUUGAGCCGCGCGCCGCAGCCUUUCCCGGCGCUGCGAGAGUUCGCGAGCGACGCUUCCGCGCUUCACAACGAUCUGCAGCAGCACAGGACGCUCCUGGAAAAAACUAGGCUAGUAGAAUCGGAGCUCGGCAAACUGGAGGUAGCGGAGCACGAGCUCUUCACGGAGGCUAAUAAGUUCAAGGAGGAAAUUAAGAGGCGAGAGAAGGAGGCCCUCUCGCUGAGCCUGGAGAGCAUGAGCGGCCUGGAGGUGGUCCUGAACCAGAAGCGGAUGAUCGCGGACCGAGUGGCCGCUCUAGAUGAUUUCGCGCAAGGCGAGAAACAUCUCAGCGCGCACAGGGCGCUGAAGGAGGCCAGACAUUUAUUGAAAAAAAUAAAGAGCACGAGCCUCAUAGAUUAUGUUGCAGCCGCCACGGAUAUAUCUGACUCGGCGACGAUGCAGUCGACGGUCGUUCGCGAGUACGCUUGGCGCGCGGCAGAUGCGCUGGAGCGGGCGCAGGGGCUUCGCGAGGGUGUGGCGCGGUGGGAGGCGCGGGGGGAGGAGCUGGCGCAGCUGGCGAGCGCGGUGUGGGCGGCGGGCGACCGGGUCGAUGCGCUCCGCCGCGACACCGUGCCGCGCCUCGCUGCGCUGCGGGACGGCGGCACACGCUGCAGGCUCGAAUUAGAGAAUGUCGCAAGUUUGUCGUCGCACAACCUGACCACUGACGCCCGAGCGGCGUUGCUGAACGCCCAAAAUCUCGCGAUCGGCUUCCCAGCGCUGCUGGCCGAGCUCCGUGCCCUCACCGCCGCGGCCGAGGAGAAGGAGGGCAUCCUGUACAACAUCACGCCGGCCUACAAGGAGAAGUACUUGGAUGCGGUCGAAAAACACGCGGCAGUUUUGGCAGAGAAGGCUAAAGAGUACAAGAACUUAUUUGCCGGCACGCGCGCUGCAGCGUCGUCGGGCGUGCGUGCGGCGACGGCGUGGGCCGAGGUGGCGGAGUCGGUGCGCCUCGCCGCCGCCGCCGCGGACGCCGCAGUGAUCGCCGUCGCCGCCGCGGCGCAGAUGGCGCGAGGACCGCACUCGCUGCUGCACACCGCCGACAAGGAGAAACGACGCUCGCUGCAGCUCAAACAGCGCGGCGAGGAGGUGCUCGAGAAGGCAGAAGAUCUGCGGCGGUCGGUAGAGAGCGCCAGGCGCGGCACCGAUGCGGUGAGCGUGGGGCUGCGGGCGCUGGGCUGGCGGCAGCGCGAGCUCGCCACCGCCGCCGACGCCGCCACCGCGUCCGUCGCUUCAUCCGCCGCGCCCGCCACGCUGAAGCACGCUACAGGACAAGCGGAGCGUGUGUUCGGUGUGGCGCGCGCUCUGUACGACGAGGCGGCGGAGACGCGGCGGCGCGUGCGCUACCAGCUGCGGCGCGAGCUGGCGCACCUGCAGCGGCUCGGCGACACUGCGCUCGGGGCAGCCGAGGAACAUGUGUCGCAGAUCCGCGGGAACACGCUGCGAGGCGCGGAGGUGUCGGAGGCGCUGGCGGCGGCGGCGGCGGCACGCGCGCGGGAGCACGCCGCGGCCGCCCGCUCGCUCGGCCCGGCCGCGCGAGACCUGCGCACGCGCAUACAACAAGCUAAGGACGCUGCUGCGACUAUAAGCGUGUCGUUGACGUCUGCGGCGACGGGUCCGGGCUGCGCACGCGCAUACGCCGCGUGGGGCGCGCCGGCCGCCACGCGGGCCUCGCUCGCCUUCAGCUUUGAUGGUGCUGUGCGGGACGGAACCCUGCUGUAUCUACCUGAUCAGGACGGCGUGCGCUACAUGCGGCUGUACGUGUUGGAGGGGCGACUGCGGGUGCGGUGGGACGUGGGCGGGGGGGUGCACUCGCUGGAGCAUCCCGAGCCGCUGCAGGCCACGCACGACGACGCCGACCACUCCAUCUACCGAGUGGAGAUUGAGAGGGUGUGGGGCGCGGUGCGACUAGUGGUGGAGCGGGGAGGCGCGGCGGCGGCGGCGUGGUCUAACGGCACGGCGGCGGGGGGCGCGGGGGGGCUACUGCGGGCGCCACGCUGGUGGCUGGGCGAGCCCGCGCGCCCGCUGCCUGCCUGCGUGCACGCGCUGCACGCUGACCGCACGCCUGUAGGCCUGUGGGCCUUCGCCGUGCAGCCCGCUGACGCCAAGUGUACCGCCUGCACGCAGAGAUGGUGGCGCGGCGGUCGCGGGGAGGGGCUGGUGUGGCUGAACGGCGCGGGCUACGUGGCGCUGCGGCGCUCGGGAGCGCGCGUCGUCGACCGCCGCCGCUUCAGCCUCUCCUUCACCUUCCGCACGCGAGACACCGACGCGCUGCUCUUCAUGGCGCUCGACACUGUCAACAACCGGUCGUUGUCGGUGUGGCUGUCGGCGUGCCGCGUGGUGUUCCGCGUGCAGUACGCACACGCUCGCCUCGACAUCACGGCGGGCGCGGCGGGCGCGCGCUACUGCGACGGCCGCCCCGCCCACGUGCAGGCCACCAGACUCUUCACCGGCCUCGAGAGAGGCAGCUUGCGGGUGAACGGCGAGGAGACGCUGGGGUCGCCGUCGCCGCCGGUGCAGGCCGCGGCCGAGCUGCCCGACCUCAGCGCUGCGCACUACUGGGUGGGGGGCGUGCCGCCGGGGACCGACGCGGGGGCGCUGCCGGGGGCGGACACGGCCGACGUGCCCGCGCUGCUCGGCUGCUUCGGCGCGCUCACAGUCGACAGAGAGGGCUACGAUCUGCUGGACACGCACGCCAGACAGGGCGUAGAAGCCGGCUGUAGCUCAAAGCCUCUCCGCUCGGCGAUCCUGGACGGGUCGGGCUACAUCGAGCUGCCGUCGCCGGCGAUCAAGCGUAAGGCGACUAUCGGCCUGACGUUCCAGACCCGUAGCGAGGCGGGGCUGCUGCUCUACCGCGCGACAAACGCCCACACUAACGAAACCGAAGAAGACAAGAACUACUUGAUGAUGUCACUCGUUAAAGGUGAAUUGGAAGUACGCGCGCGCGCCGGCAAGGGCGAGGUGCGCGUGCGCGUGAACGGCAGCGCGCUGCACGACGGUCGCCUGCACACCGUGCGCCUCGUCAGGGUGCACAAACAGCUGGAGGUAUGGGUGGACGAGGCGCGACGCGGGGUGGGUACAUUGGGCGGCGCGGCGCUGGCGGCGCGGGCGCGGGGCACGUACCUGGGCGGGGUGCCGCCCGCCGUGCUACCGGGGGCGGGGGUUCCGCCUUUCGUUGGAACCAUCACGGAUUUCGUCGUCGACUCAACGUGGAUCGGCCUAGAGACUGCAGUAGAGUGGGAUGGCGCCCGACUAGGUCGUGCGGACGGGGAGCUGCGCCCCGAGCCGCCGGCGGAGCCUCGAGCGCUGCAGGCCACAACGGAAGGGGACAGCUUCUGUUCUAAAACAUCGUCGUUCACGGUGGAGGCGGGCGCGGUGAAGUUCGGCGACGCGGCGGGCAGCUACGCGGCGCUGCGCGUGCCCCGCGCCGGACCCAAGCCCGACUUCGCUGUCAGCCUGCACUUCCGCACCUUCGCCACCGACGGCCUCCUCCUGCUUAUACCGGGUUCCAAGACAAAGCCGAAGCACUACUCGGCGCUGAUGGUGAAGGAGGGUCGGCUGCGGCUGGUGGUGCGCGGGCGCAAGCGGCGUGAGCUGACGCUGCCGCUCUUCGUGUCCGACGGCACCUGGCGGCCGGUGUCGGUUCGCGCGGGCCGGAGACGCGCGGUGCUGCGGUGCGGCGAGGCGGUGGCGGCGGCGCGCGCGGCGUCGCUGGCUCGCGCCGCACGCAUAUACGUGGGCGGGCCACCGCCACCACACUUGCUACCGCACGUGCCACCACAGAUUCUAAAGUUGGGCGGGUUCGUGGGUUGCGUGCGGCGGGUGACGGUGAAUGGGCGCGAGGAGGACCUGGUGGGCAGGGGCGGGGCCGGUGCGGCGCGCGUGCGACAGUGCUUCCCACACGUGGAGCGCGGAGCGUACUUCGCGGGCGACGCGCACGCCGCGUGGGGGGCGUGGCGCGGAGAGGGCGACGUGCGGGACGUGCGCCUGCAGUUCCGCGCGCUCGCGCCCACCGGCGUGCUGCUCGCUGCCGCUGGCGUCGUGCUCGAGCUGCGUGACGGCGCGGUGGUAGUAAGCGGGCCGGAGGGGCGGGAGGCGACGGUGGAGGCGGGGGGUCGCGCGUGCGACGGGGCGUGGCACUCAGUGCGCGUGCGCCUGGCGCGCCGGCCCGCGUUGGCGCUGGACGCGGCGCCGGAGGAGCGCGCGCCGCCCGCGCUGCUGCCCGCCGCGCCGCCGCCCACCGCCACCACCCUAUACGUCGGCGGCCUGCCAGAGGGCGCGGCGGAGCUGACGGAGGGUCGGGAGAACUUCAAGGGCUGCAUCAGGGAGGUGGUGGUGGGGGAGGAGCGACGCGAGUGGGCCGCCAUGGACGCGCUGCACAACGUGCUGCUGGACUCCUGUCCCGUGGCACAGUGACAUGUAACCAGUAGCUGUUGAGCUUAGAGGUCUUUAUAAUCAGUGGCGGUCCUAGGGGGUGGCCGGGGCAAUCGACCGGGGCUUCGCGCUUGCAGGGGGCUCGCAAAGUGUUUAUUGGAAGACAAAGGGCUUCGGAAAGACCUGCCGCCCAGGGCAUCGCAAAGACCUUCCGCCCGGGGCCUCGCAGUGGGUAAGGCCGCCGCUGUGUAUAAUAAUUAUAGCCCAAAGCUGUGUAGUAUGUACGAUAGUAACGCCUACCUGAUGGGCCAUAAUGAUUAGUACAUAGUGAGCAUUUAGCAAUCUCCAGCAAUAUCCGAAACGAACGGGAUCAUUUUUACGACUGCGCUGAAGUCUACUUAAAAUCAGUUAAUAAUAUCUGAUUAACUUUAUAUUGUUCCCAGUGAUUGCGACGAACAAUAGUUACAUAAUUUAUUAUUAUUAAAGGUGGGUUGCA
Messenger RNA from Aricia agestis (brown argus), 6895 nucleotides. It is a transcript of the gene wb, whose product is annotated as laminin subunit alpha-3-like. The transcript has 32 exons. The coding region runs from base 1 to 6441 and encodes 2146 amino acids. NCBI's taxonomy places the organism in Eukaryota, Metazoa, Arthropoda, Insecta, Lepidoptera, Lycaenidae. The record is from RefSeq and is a predicted model, not a curated record.